Molecule: messenger RNA, 504 nt
Organism: Caenorhabditis remanei
Lineage: Eukaryota; Metazoa; Nematoda; Chromadorea; Rhabditida; Rhabditidae
Exons: 4
Coding region: 1-504 (167 amino acids)
Cellular component (GO): nucleus
Source: RefSeq, a predicted model, not a curated record
AUGUACCCUUUGUCCAACAACAUAAAGAAAAUAGCUAAUAGAGAUGAGACGCAGAACCGUCACAUCAUCGUUAUGAUGGAUGCAGUAGAAGUUGACGCAAGUCACUGUGAUGAAUCCUAUGAUCAUGAAGAAGCAACACCAGACAGCGACGACACCCAACAUGUCCUGAUGGGAAAUCGAUCGAAGGUAGACAAUGCUGCCAAUGCAACGAAACAAAUGCCAGAAAAAGUUAAAUCAAAAAAACAGAAGAAAAUGAGUUUUGCACAAGCUCAAGAUGUCUACCUUCGACUGAAACAGGAGAAAGAAGAAGAAAAACAAAGGGAGAGAGCUGAACGAGAAAAACGGAAUGAAACAAUUGCAGCGACUAAUAAAUCAAGAAAGAAGAUGAAUCAAGCGUUAGCUAAGAGAAAUAAAAAAGGUCAACCUAAUCUUAAUGCCCAAAUGGAUGUUCUCCUUGAAAAAAUCCAGAAACGAGUUGACAAGGAGAAAAAAGGAACGAAGUAG